Molecule: messenger RNA, 3945 nt
Organism: Cladocopium goreaui
Lineage: Eukaryota; Dinophyceae; Suessiales; Symbiodiniaceae
Source: the annotation of a GenBank genome assembly
AUGACUGGCAAGCCUUCAGGUAGCUCGGUGAUCUUCAACGUUCGCGCAGAGACAAGCUUUGGUGACAGACUUGUGGUGGUCGGAAAUGGCGAUGCUUUAGGCAACUGGAAUCCCUGGGAAGGGAGCGUUGAACUUUCCACCACUGAGAAGGACUAUCCCCUCUGGAAGUCAGGAGCAAUUGAGCUCUCAACAAGCACAGAGUACAAAUAUGUUCGAUUGAGCGGAGAGGGUGAUGUUGCCUGGGAAUUUGACGGUGGAAAUCGAUGCGUUUCUACGGACGAAUUAAACAAAUCUUCCAUUGUGGUGGACGAUGGCUUUUUUGGUGAGUUGAUUGGAGAACACCUUGCGUACCCUCAGGCUCUUUCUCAAAGCGUCACGCGUGGAUCCAACUUCAACAUUGAAGCUUCACCUGGGGCUUUGAGAUUGGCCGUGGUGGGUGAUGAUGCAGCGACUGGUCAUGGAGCAGCCGACUACAAUGGCUGGGCUGCGCAAAUGGGCAAAAUGCUGCAUGAAGAAUUUGGAUAUGGCUUUUACAACUGUGCUGAGAUGGGCUUGUCAAUUCAGGAAGCCUUCAAGAGAGGCCUCGCACAUAUGCUUCCAAAGCCAGCUCCAGAGGUGGUGGUCAUCUCUUUUGGCCUGGAAUUGCGAUGGCUGGCAAACUGUCCAGAUUGGGACAGAGAGACUAUCUACGACAAUACCAUCAAGGCCAUGAGUGGAUUGGUGGCCCAAGCCUGGGAUUUGGCUAUUGUGCCAGUAUUUGCUGGUUUGUGCCCUCACAAUGGCUUUAAGAAAGAACAGGCGGAGCUUUUGCGAAGAGCUGAUUCAGAAAUGAAGAAGCAGGGAGCUGCAGUCCUUGAUUGGUUGUAUGCGCUCAGCCCGGGUGGCGACAAAUUCGGGACAUGGGCGGAAGGCUUGGCCUGCAGCUCCUUGUGCCCGAGCACACUUGGACACCAGCGAAUGUUCUCCUGCAUCGACAAGAAUAUAUUUGAACCCUUGAAGGUCCGAGAUCUCCUGCAAAAGAGAAAAGCAGAGCUCGACGAAAUGUGGCGCCUUUGCUUCAAAGAUGGAAGGGGUCUAGAAAUCCACUACUGCUCUGCUCGGAAGGAGCUCAAAGUUGACAACUCCACUGCAGACGAGUACGAUCUGAACCCUGGAUGGGGUGACAUGCAAACCAGCCUCGCUGCCAUCUUCUGGGAGGCUCCCUGGACACUUCGAAGAGGCCUCUACGUGAGACUGGAUGACAUUCCGAAUGCCGCCUUUUCGCUCUACAUAGGUGAAUCAGGGACAAUUCAGUCAUGCGGCAAGAUUCCAGCUAAGAGCACUGUGAAACUGCGAAUGUUGGACAGGGAUCUGAAAUCUCUGCCAGCAGGGAGCACUGCUUUGUUUCGUGACGACAAUCUACAAGUGGUUAAAACUGCAAAGGGCAGUCUCCAAAUCUUCAACCAAGCAUCAUGUGAGUACAAUGUGCAUCCUAUGUGGUAUGAUGUGCGACAAGCGACCAAAGCCAUGCAACAUGGUGUUUACGAAGAUUCAUCAGGACUGGCCUUCCGCACUGCCAUCAUAUCCUGCCAUGGGCUCCAGUCGCGGGUCAAGGUGCCCGCCAGGUCCGCAGUGGAGCUGAGCCGAGUCGGUGACUUGCAAUCCAUCAAACAGGUAGCAGUGCUCCCGCUUGGCGAUCGAUGCUCUACUCGAAUGCUCCUGCACAAGAUUGAAUUUGAUGGACCUUGCUAUCCAUUUGAUCUCACCAGAACCACCAGCCUGGCGGAUGUUGCCGACAUGGCAGCUACUGGCUUUUCAGAUAUGUGGAACCCAGAGCAAUUAUACUACGAUGGCGAAGUUGGAAGAAUUUUUCAUCGCAAGUGGCAUGGGCUGUCCUUCGCUCAUGAAGUGGAGUAUGAGCAGGGUGAAGAUCCCAUAGGCAACUUUGCACCCAUUGCAGAAAGGAUGAGGAAGAGGUACACUGGCAGAGCUGCCCGUUUCAACUGGGCCUGCAAAAACGCCGAUAGCGUGUUGUUCGUUCGAACUGGUGUUGCCUCGAGAGCAGAAGUUUGUGACUUGUUGUCAAGAAUGACAGAGCGCUUCCCUGGUCUUCCCGCAAAGCUGCUUCUGAUCUCAGAGCAAGAAACGUCAGAGUUCAGCGGCUUGGAGAGUGUGACGCAUAUUCGAGAAAGCUUCGAUCCAGACAGGAUGUACGAAGAUAUGAACUACUGGAUCAACUGUGCGCAUCGAUUUAGAGGGAUUCUGGAAGGAGUGGGAAUCACAGCCAAAAAUCUCUACUGGUGCCCGAAUGAUCUCAAAGAAGCAGAGAAGGAGAUCAAAGCGGCCGCAGCCGAGAAAGAUGGCAAGAAAGCAGAAGCUCCUGAAGAGACACCCGUACAGGAGGUACAGGAAAUACAGGAAUCAGAAGAAGGCUACAAGCCAGGGAAGUUGACGCACGAGAUUGCUAAGUUUUCUCACGCCAACUUGUACGAGCUCCAUCAGGACAAGGCGAGAAUUGGCAACCUCAUCAAGGUCCUGGCAAAAGAACGACGAGACAAGGAAGACCUGAGAGAGAAGCUGGGACAACAGGCUUCCCGCCUGCAGGACCUAGAAAGAGAGCGCGAAGUCAGUCAACAGAAGGAAGCGGAGCUGGUGGCCCGUGUGACGCGCUCUGUCGAUUUGCUUCGAACCUACCAGUUGGAAGCCUCAAGUCGCAAGCAAGGCACGAAUGAGAGUUCCGAAGAGGCUGAAAUAGUCAGGCUAUCGCCAGAACUCCCACCCUUGCCGCAGCUGCAUCUGUGGCGCCCGCAGGUGGAAGAACCAGAAGAGGCCAAAGAAAGUGGAGACCCUUCGAACGAUCUCCGAUCUGCAGACCCAGUUCCAUCUGAGGCCGUUGAAAGUGCUCGGCAACCUGCGAACUUCGAGAAGGUCUUUGCGCUCAAACCUCCACAGCUUUCGGUACUGCAGCGCUAUCUCUCUAUCCAGGAUAGUCCCACUCAGUGCCACUCAGGGGAGAGGCAAACCGCAGCGGUGCAGACGGCUCCGCCUGACCUAGCUGCCCGCAGUGUCAGCAUGUCGCCCAAGAGAUUGAAAAUGAACGGCUCCUUUGUCAGCCCAGGCAAAAGGCCCAAAGCCAAGUACGAAGAGGAAAGAUGUCACGAACAGGAAAGAUACCAAAGAUUGUCACAAGGUUUGUCACACGGAGACCAAAGGCUGGACCAAAGAGAUCAAGGAUUCUAUGAAGGAUGCCAAGGAUACCAAAGACUUCGCCUUGGGCGGCGACACUGCAGAUGGGCACAAUCGAAAGCGCGGGUGCCAGCGAAGGCGUCUGGUGUGAAGCUGGAUGCAUCUCACUCUCCUGCUCGGUCAAGACAAAGCUCUGAGAUGGGAGCAAGAGUGCGAAAUGCAUCAGCGGAUUCACGGUUGAUGAGGACAUUGGAUGUUCCUUCAGAGCCUUUGUUGGGCUCCCCUUUGGCGACAAGCUCGGUGAGGCAGUCCAUGAGGAAAAGCCCAGGAAUCAGCCUCGAAAGCCUCAACCACUGGCCUGCACCACUUCGACUUGAAAGUUGCUACGCCCCAAAUAUGUUUGACGUGAUUGACUCUUUGGAACCUGGCUCACGUGUUGAGUCUAUGCAUGAGAAGAUUUCCAAGCCUUCUUCAAUUUCGGAGGAGCUUCGCCGGUUGCAGCGGGAGCUUGUCUCAAUCCAACACAAAAUAUCGCAAGGCCCAUCGUGGGGCUCAGUGCUGGAUGACACGGUUAGGACCCAGGCCUGGAAUGAAGACUCCCCGUGCGAACGAGAGGCCUCUGCUUUCACAGAGCCGAAUGCUUUCCCAAGCUUGGGGCAUUGGAAACCACUCGAGACAGAGGAGUCGCAGGAAUUGUCGCAAGAGAUCGAUGAUGUCCUGACUUUACUUCAAACUAUGAAGUCCAAAGAUGAGAGAAAAGAAACUUGUGAAUUUCUGUGA